AUGGCGAGGAGAGAGCCCCACUUCAACCAGACGGUCUUGAUUGACCCAACUCCUAUGCCCGAGCACAUUCCAAAGGUCGAGGAAAUUGGAGCAAGUUCAGCACCUCUCAUGAGCGCGUCUUACUUCAUCGGAGCCCGGUGCCAACCAUAUAACGAUGAUUACAUGCAAUGCAAAACAGAAGCCUAUGGACGAGGGGAGCUCGAAUGUAUGAAAGAGGGACGGAAGGUCACAAGAUGUGCUGCCAGUGUGUACGGCUCUCAUCCUCCCCAUUGGCGAACAGUCCUCAUCCAAUCGCAGGCUUAA
This is a messenger RNA of Endocarpon pusillum Z07020, 303 nucleotides long. RefSeq lists its product as uncharacterized. Gene Ontology annotation, biological process: mitochondrial electron transport, NADH to ubiquinone. The record is from RefSeq and is a predicted model, not a curated record. Lineage: Eukaryota; Fungi; Ascomycota; Eurotiomycetes; Verrucariales; Verrucariaceae. The transcript is spliced from 2 exons. Bases 1 to 303 code for a protein of 100 amino acids.